AUGUCUGAAGCCAUAAAGCUCCCUGGCUUCGGUAUCCCUUUGAACGAAAGCAAGCAUUGGCGGGCAUCGCCUGGGGAUGGAUUCAUAACCAAUACGAGAGUUGGUGGUUCGCAAAAGUUCAGAACACUGUUCGGCAGUGCGCUGGAUGGGGCCGAUAUCUACAAUGGCUGUGUCUUCUCUCGUUUAACUCCGCUCAGGGAGAUCACGAUGAUUCAGGUUAUGAAUAAUAUCACCGACAAACCUGACUGGGACAUGAAGGUUUUUGAUACCGGUAUUACUGACAGAUGGAGAAAAGAGUUACUGGAAGAUGAUGGCCUUGACGUUACGGAGAAAAUGGUUGACUGGAUCAUCGCUGAGCUUCAGCACAAAUCAAAAAUGCUCAAAGAGACGGGCUUGAUCACUGCAUUCGAUUCAGGGGUUAUCAAAUCUGAUUCUGUCAUCCCCGCAUAUCUUAGAGAGUCCCUGAGAGCGGCAGUUGCUCGUCUAGAGGAUGUGCCUGAAACGCAAAAGGACUACCAUCCACACUCGGAUAAUCAAGUUCUAGACCUUGUCCAUCCUUCUCUCUUUCCAUUGGUUUACGGCCGAACACGUAUCAUCAAGGACGGCAUUCUGGGCAUUGAGGAUGGCAUUGCUAAGUCUGGGACAGGGGAGGUAAUCCCUAUCCCAGCUGAUCAGGAAAUUAAGCUACAAGAUUACACUGGUUGGCGUUACCUUGGCGAAAAGAUGAAUCAUCCGUUCAGCCAAAGGUUCCAGUGGCUUCCCUGUGACAUAGCCUUCGGGUCGGCUGACGAUUCAAAGGGUGAGGCAGCGCAAAGAACCCCCAGUCAAUGCACCAUCACCAGUUAUAUCAACAACUUGCACCCUAAAGAACACAAGGAGCUCUAUGGAAUACUCGAACAAGUCAUCUCACGGGCAAUCCCUUUAUGGAAUGCGACAUUAUCAUCUCUAUUAUAUGCAUCGAGAGAAUACAAACGCAUUGAGUACACUAGCUGCGUUUAUGACCCUGACCCGAACAAUAUACCAGAGAAGGAUCGGCCGCAACAACUUCCGGAUGAAGACGAAGGAAACUAUGACGAACGUAUUUGCAAUUGGGAGCGGGAGGUACGAAAAGUAGCCCUGCCUGAACCCGGAGAUUUCACCCCACGAAAACAACCAGACCCUUAUGACGAAUCCAAGAAGCCUCUGGAUUGGAGGAAGAUGGUUGACCUUCAGGGGGAUUAUGGAAAAACGGGGUUACAAGUUAUUGUGAAACUGGCAAAUAUCCAUCUAACGCCAGAAAAACCCAGAUACGACGGGGGGUCAUGGCAUGUUGAGGGACAGCUGAACGAACACAUAUGCGCUACAGCGCUGUACUACUAUGACAGUGUCAAUAUAACUGAGAGCCGUCUUGAAUUUCGCCAUCUUGCCAGCUUCUAUGAUGCUGAUGAGGUAAAGUAUGAACAAGACGAUCAUGCUUGGCUGAAAGAAGUGUUCGGGUGUGAACAAUAUGGUAGUACUGUACAGGAAAUAGGAAGUGUGCUUUGCAAAGAGGGACGUCUUGUAACAUUCCCGAACAAGUUGCAGCAUCGCGUACGACCUUUCGAGCUAGAAGAUCCCACCAAGCCAGGCCACCGGAAAAUCCUCGCCCUGUUCCUAGUUGAUCCAAACCUUCGCAUCAUCUCCACGGCAAAUGUACCGGUACAACGAGCGGACUGGUUGGGGCGGUCAGUACCACGGGAUGGUGCCUUGGGGAAUCUCCCCAGGGAACUCUUCGAUGAGGUUGUUUCUUACCUGGGUGACAACGCUAUUCCGAUGGAAGAGGCAAAGGAGCUACGACUUGAGCUAAUGGAAGAAAGGAAAGCUAUUGUGGCGGAGGUGGACAACUCAUUUAGUAAGGUCACAUUCUCCCUAUGUGAGCAUUAG
This is a messenger RNA of Microsporum canis CBS 113480, 1902 nucleotides long. RefSeq lists its product as hypothetical. Lineage: Eukaryota; Fungi; Ascomycota; Eurotiomycetes; Onygenales; Arthrodermataceae. The coding region runs from base 1 to 1902 and encodes 633 amino acids. The record is from RefSeq and is a predicted model, not a curated record. The transcript is spliced from 4 exons.